Molecule: messenger RNA, 3894 nt
Organism: Bufo bufo (common toad)
Lineage: Eukaryota; Metazoa; Chordata; Amphibia; Anura; Bufonidae
Gene: ASTN2
Product: astrotactin 2
Exons: 22
Coding region: 43-3708 (1221 amino acids)
Biological process (GO): neuron migration; neuron cell-cell adhesion
Source: RefSeq, a predicted model, not a curated record
UCCGUCCAUGUAGUAGAUAGCCUGGGAUCAUAAGCCGGCACCAUGCCCUCUGUGCUGUGUCUGGGCCUCCUGGCUGUCCUCCCCUACAUAGCGCGCUCGUCCUCCCCGCAGGGCUGCCUGCUAAAGACUGUCACCGUGUCCACCUUACCGGCGCUGAGAGAGCGGGAGCUGAGCUGGAGCGGUGCCGCCGUGUCCUCAGUGCAUCCCGGACCUGGGGAUUCCCGACUUCCCCUGCAUGUCCACAGCGAGGCGCCUGGGAGCGUGUCCGUGAGGGACGACCUGCACAAUACCGAGCCGCCCUACUUCACCCUGGAGAUGUCUGGCAGCAGUGAAGACAUUUCUCUUGUACACUGGACCCAGAAGUGGCUAGAAAAUGGAACACUUUACUUUCAUGUCUCUUUACGCAUGAAGGAACACACUUUAUUUAGCACUCCCCCAACAGUGCAAGAGCCAGUGCAAGAACUGGAUGAACAGCUUCAUGUUCUACACGUAUCAGUCAUGGGUGGACUGAUCGCACUGCUUUUACUUCUGCUAAUUUUCUCAGUUGCACUGUUUGCUCAACGACGCUGGUACAAGCGGAGAAGAAUUCCACAAAAGAGUGCCAGCACUGAAGCCACGCAUGAAAUUCACUAUAUCCCAUCUGUUCUGCUAGGACCCCCUUCUCGGGACUUUAGAUCAUCUAAGUUGCAACCUCACAGCUCAGUAUUGAGAAUGUCCGUACGAGAGACGCCAAUUUUGGAUGACUAUGAUUGUGAGGAGGAAGAAUCUCAAAGAUGCACAGAGCGAGGGAAUCAGUUGGAUCACACAAAGCAAAUACCACAAGAUAGAAAAGACAAGAGAAGAAUACAAAAAAGAGAUCCAGCAGGGUACCUGAAGUCUGAAGAAAAUUCUGGAUCAGAAACUGGUGAUGAGGCACAAUUGACAAUUCGAGGACGACAGCAUGAAAACAACCAAGGAUACAAAGGUACUCUGAAGAGUCCACUAAGUCGAACAGCCCUGACGUUGGUCGGGGUGAGUGCCUGCGUGUUGGCUGUAGUGUGUGGGUCGCAAAUACCCUGCCCACUCACCGUGAAGGUCACACUACAUGUGCCAGAACACUUCAUCGCGGAUGGGAGCAGCUUUGUGAUUGGUGAAGGAAGCUUUCUAGAUGUUUCAAACUGGGUAAACCCUGCCCAACUGUUUCUCUACUAUCAAGCAAAUGCCAGUUCUCCAUGGAUGCGGGAUCUCUGUGGUCAAAGAACAAUAGAUGCUUGUGAGCAGAUUUGUGACCCAGAAACAGGGGAAUGCAGUUGUCACGAUGGCUACUCUCCUGAUCCAAACCAUCCACAUUUGUGUGUACGUAGUGACUGGGGACAAAGCCAAGGGCCAUGGCCAUACAACACUCUGGAAAGAGGCUAUGACCUGGUGACAGGACAGCAAGCACCCGAGAAGACCCUCAGGUCCACAUACAGCUUGGGGCAAGGAGUAUGGCUACCAGUUAGCAAAAGUUUUGUUGUGCCCCCUAUGGAACUGUCAAUCAGUCCGUUGGCCAGCUGCAAAACUGAUGUACUGGUGACUGAAGAUCCUUCUGAUGUCCGUGAGGAAGCCCUUUUGGCAACGCAUUUUGAAUCAGUUGAUGACCUUCUUUCAUCCUUUGGUCCAGUUCGAGAUUGCUCAUUCAGUAAUGGUGGCUGUUCCCGUAAUUUUAAGUGUGUUUCAGAGCGUAAAGUUGAUUCUACAGGAUGUGUGUGUCCUGGAGGAUUAAAGCCAAUGAAGGACGGAAGCGGCUGCUAUGAUUACACCAAAGGAAUCGACUGUUCGGAUGGAUCCAAUGGAGGUUGUGAGCAACUUUGUUUACAACAGAUGAUAUCUCUCCAAAAUGAUCCCAACGAGAGUGCUAUUUACAUGUUCUGUGGCUGUGUGGAUGAAUACCGACUAGCAGCAGAUGGCAGAUCUUGUAUAAUGGUGAUGGAUCUUUGUGACGGUUCUAAGUGUCUGCGUCCAGGAGGUCACCUGAAUGACACAUUGUUUGGAGAGAUGCUUCAUGGCUUUGACAACAAGACUCAGAGAGUGAAUCAGGGUCAAGUUUUCCAGAUGAGUUUUAGAGAGAAUAAUUUCAUCAAAGAUUUCCCACAACUGGCAGAUGGACUUCUUGUAAUCCCACUUCCGGUGGAAGAACAGUGUAGAGGUGUUCUAUCUGAGCCACGGCCGGACAUACUGCUGCUUACAGGUGAAGUGAGAUAUAAUGAAGCAAUGGGAUACCCUGUUGUGCAGCAAUGGAGAGUGCGCAGCAACCUCUAUAAAGUGAAGCUCAACUCAAUUUCAUUGUCCACAGGGUUUGCCAAUGUGCUAAAAAUGAUAAGCCCCCACAGUAGUCGCGAAGAGUUACAAAGUAUACUACAGAUGUACGGCUCUCAUUAUAUUUCCGAGGCACUUUAUGGUUCAGAGCUUACCUGUACCAUCCGCUUCCCCAGUAAGAAAGUUCAACAGCAACUGUGGCUUCAGUAUCAAAAAGAAACCACAGAGUUGGGCAGCAAGAAGGAGCUGAAGUCCAUGCCGUUCAUCACUUACCUCUCAGGCUUGCUAACAGCGCAGAUGUUGUCUGAUGACCAGCUUAUCAUGGGAGUGGAAAUCCACUGUGAAGAGAAGGGACGUUGUCCAUCCAGCUGCCAUUUGUGCCGGAGAGCAGGCAAGGAACAAGUCAGCCCCAUCCCAGUGCUGCUGGAAAUAAACCGGAUCACUCCCCUGUACAACCUUAUUCAGGAUAAUGCUACACGAGAGGUACUGAAGCAUGCCUUCAUGAGCCUAUAUUGGUGUUCUGGAAAGGGUGAAGUCAUUGAAGAUUGGUGUCGAUGUGAUCUUACAGCUUUUGAUGAGAAUGGAUUACCAAACUGCAGUCCACUUCCACCACCGGUGUUUCGGCUGUCUCCGAACAUGGAGCCCUCUAGUACUGUUGUUGCUCUUGAAUGGCUGGAUGUCCAAGCUGCUAUAGGAACCAAAGUUUCAGAUUACAUUCUCCAUCAUAAGAAGGUAGAUGAAUACACAGAUACAGAGCUAUACACAGGAGAGUCCCUCAGCCUCACCAAUGAUUUAUUGUCUGGUUUGGGUUCAGCUUGUAUUGCAGCUGGGAGAAGCCAUGGCGGGACAUCAGACAACAAUCUUUACUCUGUGAUUUUCAAGUGCUUGGAAGCAGACAGUAUUUACAAGUUUAGUCUUUUCGCGGUAGAUACUCAUGGACGGCACUCAGCACAAAGUUUAGUCACACUUCGUACUGCCUGCUCUUUAGUGGAUGAUAGUAAAGCUGAAGAAAUCGCUGACAGAAUUUAUACAUUAUACAAUGGAUACACCAGUGGCAAAGAGCAGCAGAUAGCGUACAACACCCUGAUGGAAGUAUCAGCUUCAAUGCUUCUUCGAGUUCAGCAUCAUUACAAUACUCUCUAUGAGAAGUUUGGAGAUUUUGUGUGGCGCAGUGAAGAUGAGCUGGGACCCCGGAAAGCCCACCUAGUUCUCAGAAGGCUAGAAAAAGUAAGCAGCCAUUGCUCUGGACUACUGCGGAGUGCACAUAUCCAGCGUCGGAUAGACAACAUUCCUUACCUAAUCUGUCACAGUGAAGAUCUUCGAACGUCCGGUUUUGUUUUGUAUAGCAUUUUGAGGGACAACAAAUUUACAUGUGAAGAGAAAAUGGUAUCCAUGCCUCGCAACACGUAUGGAGAUUCAAAAGGACGAUGAGCAUUUUGAAGAAAGUCUAACCUCUUCAUGAUGUUUUUGAAAAAGAAUUAACUGUCAUGCCAGCGUUAUCUCACAAGCAGCCAAGAAACUGAUCAUAGCGACUUUUAUAAACUAAGGACAGAUAGGGUGCUAUGAAAAAACACAUAUCCAUAUUAUUUUUUUUAAGACUUUUUUUUAAAACCCUGA